AGCACGUGACAAGAGCGCAGCAUGACAGAAAGGAAAACUUUCCAUCGUCUUCCUACAGCCGUUGUUCCUACCAACUACGUCAUCAGGCUACAUCCCGAUCUUGUCGGAUUUACAUUUGCCGGUCACGAAAACAUCCGCGUCGAUGUGAGAGAGUCUGUGAAAGCUGUGACAGUGAACUGUCUGGAUAUUGAGAUCAAGACCGCAAAAUUCAAUUCAUCGAAUGUGUCUCUGACUGGGACGGUGAGCUACAGUGUUGAGGAUGAAACAGCUACAAUCAGCUUUCCCGAUGCACUUCCCAUCGGAAGUGGUCAAUUGAGUGUAGAUUUUGUUGGCGAACUGAACGACAAAAUGAAAGGUUUCUAUCGCAGUAAAUACACACAUCCGAAUGGAGAGACACGCUAUGCAGCUGCCACUCAGUUUGAGCCAACUGAUGCUCGUAGAGCGUUUCCUUGUUGGGAUGAGCCUGCAGUGAAGGCCACAUUUGAUAUCACGUUGGUGGCUCCGAAGGAUCGAGUGGCUCUCUCUAACAUGAAUGUCGUCGAGACGACUGAUCACGAGACCGAUUCGAAUCUCAAGAUUGUUCGAUACGCUCAGUCUCCGAUCAUGUCAACAUAUCUGUUGGCAUUUGUGGUGGGUGAGUACGACUUCAUUGAGGAAAAGUCAUCGGAUGGUGUUUGUGUGAGAGUGUACACUCCAUUGGGCAAAAGUGAACAAGGGAAAUAUGCUUUAGAGGUUGCUGUGAAAACAUUGCCAUUCUACAAGGAAUAUUUUGGUAUUGCUUAUCCACUUCCCAAGAUGGACCUCAUCACAAUAGCAGACUUUGCAGCUGGAGCUAUGGAGAACUGGGGACUCAUUACCUACAGGGAAACUGCUCUUUUGGUUGAUCCUCAGAAUACGUCCACACAAGCCAAACAGUGGGUAGCACUUGUUGUAGGUCAUGAGAUUGCUCACAUGUGGUUUGGUAAUCUGGUGACGAUGGAGUGGUGGACACAUCUGUGGUUGAAUGAAGGAUUUGCCACGUUUGUGGAGUAUCUGUGUGUCGAUCAUUGCUUUCCUGAAUACAACAUUUGGAAUCAAUUUGUUGCGAUGGAUUUGAAUAGAGCUCUUGAGCUUGAUGCUUUGAAAAACAGCCAUCCAAUUGAGGUUCCUGUUGGUCAUCCAUCUGAAAUUGAUGAGAUCUUUGAUCUUAUUUCAUACAGCAAGGGAGCAUCCGUCAUUCGCAUGCUGCACAACUGGAUAGGAGAUCAGGACUUUCGAAAAGGCAUGAAUAUCUAUUUGAACAAGUUCAAGUAUAAAAAUGCUGCAACAGGUGAUUUGUGGGAGAGUCUUGAAGAAGCCAGUGGUAAGCAGGUUGGAAAGGUCAUGCACACAUGGACAGCACAGAUGGGAUUUCCAGUACUGAAAGUCACUGACAAACAGGAAGGAUCUUCACGUGUCCUGGAGUUCACACAAACGAAGUUUUCAGCUGAUGGUGAAACUGCAGUUGAAGGAGAUGCUGCUCCACUGUGGCUUGUUCCCGUGUCGAUCUCGUGCGGCAGCAAACCCGGCAAAACUCACACAACCGUCGUUCUUGACAAACGCACAGUGAACGUCAAGUUAGACAAUGUUGGCCCAACAGAAUGGAUAAAGGUCAAUCCUGGUCAAGUUGGAGUUUACAGAGUCCACUAUUCUACUGACAUGCUGAGUCGCUUGUUGCCUGCAAUCAAAUCGAAGACUCUGCCAUCGAGAGACAGGCUGGGACUUGCAAAUGAUCAAUUUGCAUUGAGUAACACGGGUGUGUCAUCUACAGUGGAGUAUCUACGUCUUGUCGAGUCAUUUACAGAUGAAGACGAGUACACAGUCUGGUUGGAUAUUGCUGGCAAUUUACAUCGUUUAGGGACACUACUGACACACACUGACUACGAAUCCGCAUUUGAGGCAUUUAAUCGAAGACUCUUUCAAAAAAUAGGAAUGCAACUAGGAUGGGAUCCAAAGGAAAAUGAAGGUCAUUCCGAUUCUCUUCUCCGCUCUCUUGUAAUCUCUCGUCUCGGACGAAACGGACACAAAGAAACCGUCACAGAAUCACACAAACGACUUGAAGCUCACGCCUCUGGAAAAACCUUACUUCUUGCUGACCUAAGGAGCCCAAUCUACAGCAUAGCUCUCAAAACAGGAGACGAACGUGUGUAUGAGACGCUCCUGAAGUUGUUUCGAUCGGCUGAUUUGCAUGAAGAGAAGAUGCGUGUUGCUCGUGUCUUGGGCUCGACACGUGAUGCAAAGCUUAUCGAACGGACACUCAACUUUGCGAUUUCGGAUGAAAUUCGUUCACAAGAUACUGUGUUUAUCAUUCUCAGCUGCAGUGGAUGCAAACUUGGUCGUGACAUGGUGUGGCAGUUUGUUCAAGACAAAUGGCAGAUGUUACAUGAAUCCUACCAAGGCGGAUUUCUGCUGUCUCGACUUGUGAAGUCAAGCUGUGAGGACUUUGCAAGUGAAGAAAAAGCAAAAGAGAUUGAGGCGUUCUUUGCUGCUCAUCCUGCUCCUGCUGCUGAACGAAGUGUCAAGCAAGCUGUUGAGCGAGUUCGCUUGAAUACUGCAUGGUUGGCUCGUGACUCACACAUCAUGAAAUCGUGGCUUCAAGAACGAGAAGGCAAGACGAUCGUGUAGCCAAACUUGUUAAACGGUGACGUGUGUGCAGGUUGACUUAUGUUGAUUGUUGAGGAAUGGUGCAUGUGAUUGGUUGCUUCUGGUGCUUGUUUGAUCAAUGCAUUUUUGAAUGAGAAA
This is a messenger RNA of Corticium candelabrum, 2760 nucleotides long. RefSeq names its product puromycin-sensitive aminopeptidase-like. Bases 22 to 2643 code for a protein of 873 amino acids. Gene Ontology annotation, cellular component: cytoplasm. Gene Ontology annotation, molecular function: zinc ion binding; metalloaminopeptidase activity; peptide binding. The record is from RefSeq and is a predicted model, not a curated record. The transcript is spliced from 21 exons. Gene Ontology annotation, biological process: peptide catabolic process; proteolysis. NCBI's taxonomy places the organism in Eukaryota, Metazoa, Porifera, Homoscleromorpha, Homosclerophorida, Plakinidae.